CGAGUCAGAGUGGAACAAAAAUGAGUGGGCACUCAAUUCCAAGAAGCGAGUUGACUCACCAUCGACUCUACGAGUUCGCCAAAACAGCCCUGAUCAAGAUCUUCUCCCACCCUUAUGUCACGGUCUGUGACUUGUACUGUGGAGGAGGAGUGGACAUUGAAAAAUGGGAAAGUGCUGAAAUUGCUAACUACAUUGGCAUCGAUGUAUCUUCUUCAGGAAUUAGUGAAUUAAAAGAAGCAUGGGAGAGCCAGCGAAAAAACUACAAUGCUGAGUUCUUUGAGGGCGACCCUUGUGUUGAAAAUUUAGAAACUCAAUUGCAAGAGAAGGCUGGUCAGGCUGAUUUGGUUUGCUGCUUGCAGCAUUUGCAGAUGUGUUUUGAAACUGAGGAAAGAGCAAGGAGACUUCUACACAAUGUGUCGUCUUUGCUUAAACCAGGGGGUUAUUUUCUUGGUAUUACUCCUGACUCAUCUACCAUAUGGGCAAAAUACCAGAAGAAUGUUGAAGCAUACCACAAUAAAGGUGGCAGCAUGAAGCCCAACAUAGUUCCAAAUUGCAUUCGAUCAGAAAGCUAUAUGAUCACCUUUGAAGUUGAGGAAGAGAAGUUUCCGUUAUUUGGAAAGAAAUACCAACUGAAAUUUGCUAGUGACAUAUCGGCUGAAACCCAUUGCUUGGUUCAUUUCCCAAGUUUGAUCAGGUUGGCUAGGGAAGCUGGUCUUGAGUAUGUUGAGAUUCAAAACUUAAACGAAUUUUAUGAUGAUAACAGAGCACUAUUCGUAGGCAUGUUGAUGAGUUCUGGUCCAAAUCUCAUUGACCCAAGAGGGAGGCUUCUUCCCCGAUCAUAUGAUGUGUUAGGCCUAUAUACCACAUUCAUAUUUCAAAAGCCUGACCCAGAUGUUGUCCCACCGCUUGCAACCCCAUUAUUGCAAGAUGAUGGGGCAAGUAUCUUGGCUUCUUGUAAAAGCCAUAAUGAGAGAGAGUGGCCGGAAGUGGUUGUCUGGAGAGAUGAUGAUCAGAACAGUCAUGCGGAUCCACCCAUUGGACUCGGCAAGAUAAGUGAACAGAAAGGAAUUUUAGGUCCGGGCCCUGCAGAUCUACGUUUCCCUGAGGCUCUUUAACCUGUUGCCCCAGCAUGAAAAAGCACUAGAUAGAUAUAGUCUUAAACUCUAAUGUUAGUGUGCUAACAAAUCCUGUUAAUGUAACUCUAAACAUAGUGGGGAUAUAUUUUUCUAUUCUUAGGUGAAACUUUUCAUACUCGUAAACUUAGCAUAACCGUUUCCUAUUCUUAGGUGAAUAAGUAGAAGUGUGCUUCCUGUACAUUAUGUUUUGUUUUCAGUUUGACAGGCUCUUGAAUGAAAAUCUUAAGACGAUCAUUCUCACC
Pistacia vera is the source of this 1378-nucleotide messenger RNA. RefSeq names its product mRNA cap guanine-N7 methyltransferase 2. Gene Ontology annotation, molecular function: mRNA 5'-cap (guanine-N7-)-methyltransferase activity. The transcript is spliced from 11 exons. Gene Ontology annotation, biological process: 7-methylguanosine mRNA capping. Gene Ontology annotation, cellular component: nucleus. NCBI's taxonomy places the organism in Eukaryota, Viridiplantae, Streptophyta, Magnoliopsida, Sapindales, Anacardiaceae. Bases 21 to 1115 code for a protein of 364 amino acids. The record is from RefSeq and is a predicted model, not a curated record.